AUGGUUGUGUUUCUUUCUUUCUGUAUUCUUUUACCAAUUAUUAUCUUAACUUUAUUAAUUCUAAGAUUCAAAUAUCAAAAAAAGAGAACCAUCGCUUUCUUUCAUCCAAAUUGUUCUGCUGGUGGAGGAGGAGAAAUGGUAUUAUGGGUUAUAAUUAAAGUUCUUCUUCAUUCAUUCCCUAAUUAUUCUAUUGUUAUCUUUACUGCUGAUACGUCUCCAAAAGAUAAAAUAUUAGAAAAAGUAAAAUUAACAUUUGGAUUUGACUUCUUAGACUGUAAUAUUCAAUUCUAUCAAAUCAAAUAUAGUUAUUCUUUAGUUAUAAAAAAAUAUCCCUUUUUAACUUUAUUCUUCCAAGCAAUUGGUUCAAUGAUUUGUUGUUUUGAUGCAUUACUUAAAUGUAAUGCAGAAUAUUUCUUUGAUACUACAGGGUACGCAUUUACUUAUCCAUUUGCAUGGUUAGCAGGUGCAAAGAUUAUGACUUAUACUCAUUAUCCUACUAUAUCAACUGAUAUGCUUAAUGUAGUUCAAAAUAGAGAAGUUGGUAUUAACAAUACAAAUACAAUUGCACGAAGUUCAAUACUUUCAACUAUGAAAAUCUUGUAUUAUAAAGUAUUUGCUUAUUUUUAUUACUUAGUUGGAAAUUUAGCUUCUUUAGUCUUUGUAAAUGGAACUUGGACUAAAAACCAUAUUUCUCAAUUAUGGAAAAUUCAACCUCAUUUACUUUAUCCUCCAUGUGAUAUUAAUGCAUCUAAUCCAAAUGAAAAAAAUUCAUCUUAUCAUCUUAUCAUUUCUAUUGGUCAAUUUAGACCUGAAAAAAGACAUUUGGUUCAAAUAGAAGCUAUUAAUAUUUUAGUACAAGAACACCCUGAAAUUAAAAAUAAAAUAAAAUUCGUAGUUAUUGGUGGGGCUCGUGAUGAAGAAGACCUUAAACGUAAAGAAGAAGUUAUUAAAACAAUUGAGAAAGAUCAAUUAACUGACGUUAUUACAGUCCCUGAAAGUACUUCAUAUGAACAGAAAAUUGAAUAUCUUAAGAAUGCUGAGAUUGGUCUUCACACUAUGAUUAAUGAGCAUUUCGGUAUUUGCGUUGUAGAGUAUAUGGGAUUUGGAGUUAUUCCUGUUGCCCAUAAAAGUGCUGGACCAGAGUUAGAUAUUGUUGAUGAUCAGUGUGGUUAUCUUGCAACAACACCAAAAGAAUAUGCAGACGCUAUUUUCAAGAUUAUAAAUGACCCAGAAAAGGCUGCUCAAAUGAGACAAGCCGCAAUUCAAAAAUCUAAAAAGUUUUCUGUCUCAGCUUUUGAAAAACAUUGCGAAAAAGAACUACUUGAAUUUUUGAAAUAA
Messenger RNA from Entamoeba dispar SAW760, 1338 nucleotides. RefSeq names its product glycosyl transferase, putative. The record is from RefSeq and is a predicted model, not a curated record. Gene Ontology annotation, molecular function: GDP-Man:Man(3)GlcNAc(2)-PP-Dol alpha-1,2-mannosyltransferase activity. The coding region runs from base 1 to 1338 and encodes 445 amino acids. The transcript has a single exon. NCBI's taxonomy places the organism in Eukaryota, Evosea, Mastigamoebida, Endamoebidae. Gene Ontology annotation, biological process: protein N-linked glycosylation. Gene Ontology annotation, cellular component: endoplasmic reticulum membrane.